CCGUUGGCGGAGGCUGCCGAGCCCUGCGGACGUUGGGCUGCGGUGAUGCCGUGGAGGCGCGCCGUACCGUGCUGGCUCGUUCCUUUUUGUAGCUCUUUCUUCACGCCGUUCCGUCUGUUCGCUGCAGCACGCUGAUUAGAUCGCACGGCUCGCGGCUGUACGCUGCCAUCUGAAGGCGGGGGGAGCUGGCUGUGCCCUGGGCCCGGCAGGAUGCCAGCAGCCCUGGCGGAGAACAGCCAGGUGAUCUGUGAGGUGUGGGCCAACAACCUGGAGGAAGAGAUGAGAAAAAUCCGAGAGAUUGUGCUGAGUUACAGCUACAUCGCAAUGGACACGGAGUUUCCUGGGGUUGUUGUAAGGCCCAUUGGUGAAUUCCGCAGUUCCAUUGACUAUCAGUAUCAGCUUCUUCGGUGUAACGUUGAUCUUCUGAAAAUUAUCCAGCUGGGCCUGACUUUCACAAAUGAGAAAGGAGAAUAUCCUUCUGGGAUCAACACCUGGCAGUUUAACUUCAAGUUCAACCUUACGGAGGAUAUGUACUCUCAGGAUUCCAUAGACCUCCUCGCAAGCUCUGGGCUGCAGUUCCAGAAGCAUGAAGAAGAAGGAAUCGAUACCCUGCAUUUUGCUGAGUUGCUCAUGACUUCGGGGGUCGUCCUUAGUGACAGUGUGAAAUGGCUGUCGUUUCACAGUGGUUAUGACUUCGGCUACAUGGUGAAGCUGUUGACAGAUUCCAGGUUACCUGAAGAGGAACAUGAAUUUUUCCAUAUAUUGAACCUUUUCUUCCCAUCUAUCUAUGAUGUAAAAUACUUAAUGAAGAGCUGCAAAAACCUCAAGGGCGGCCUUCAAGAAGUGGCAGAUCAACUGGAUUUGCAGCGAAUUGGAAGACAACACCAGGCAGGAUCAGACUCUCUUCUCACAGGAAUGGCAUUCUUCAGAAUGAAAGAGUUGUUUUUUGAGGAUACGAUUGAUGAUGCAAAGUAUUGUGGGCGGCUGUAUGGUCUUGGCACAGGAGUGGCUCAGAAACAAAAUGAAGAUGUGGACUCAGCCCAGGAGAAAAUGAGCAUUUUGGCUAUUAUCAACAACAUGCAGCCAUGAUAGGUGGUAGCCCUCAGCAGAGUGUGGUUACUAUAUUGGCAGCUGCUGUCCUCACCCAUUUUCCCUAGUGGUGUCUCAAAAGGCACAGUACACAAUCUCUGGAAGGCCUGCAGUUUUGCUGAAGAGCUGCGUCUUCAUUUGAAACUUUGGACAGAGUUGACUAAAUUCCUAAUGCCAGCAUUUGUGAUUUGCCAUCUUUUUAAUACGAAGGGCAAAAGACAGAAACUACUGUGUAUACCUCUGUUUUUUUCCUCUUUAUACUGUACAGAAUCUGCAAGGAGGACUUAACUGUGUAAUAAUAUUCCUUUAAGACAAGGACCUGGAAAUCCAGUGAAGUCAGCCACAGACGUGCACAUAAACUUGAAAUUGUGCUUUAGAAAGCUUAUUUUAAAACUUCUGCAUGUUGUGAGGGUGACAGCUUCACCUCAUUUUUUGCUUAUUUUAUCUUUGCGUAGUCUGUGGAAAAUAUGCUCCCUUUGAUCACUGCAGAGGUUUGGGAAAGGAUAACAUUAAAAACGAUCCUUGCAGCUAAAACUAUUUGGAGAUUUGCUUUACAACAAUGGGAACGGAUAUUACUUGAAUCUGGAGUUGAUUUGGUCAGCUUUAUAGUUUUUUGCUUCUGUAUGGUACAGGCUUGAUCCAUGCUGAGCCUUGGCUUAGUUCUUACAGGCGUUAAACUGUUCUAGAUAGAGAUUAAGAGGAUCUAGAAAUUAACUUUUGCUUGAGAACCUCUUGCCAGGACCAAUAUUCUGACUUCAGUCUUCUUCAACUUGACCUAGAAAUUUUAGUCUCAUUUUGACACAGUUAAUUCAGAAAAUGGAUAAACUUUCCUCUUCCCUUUUUACUCCCCCCUUUUUACUCUACGCUUAACGACUUGCAAAACAGCUCUCCUUCUUUUCAUUAAGAACAUCUGAAACAGAGCUAGAGAAUGGAUGAACAAUGCGGGAUUCUGACACUUAAAAAUCAAGCCAUACUUUUUUUCUUCCUCAGCAGCUCUGUAAUGACAUUAUUUAGGAAAAAAGAAAGUUUUGGAUGGGGCAAACUUUAAAAUUUUGACUUGGUCAUGAAUUUUAAACAAGCUUAAACAAUUCAUUACUAGGAACGAAGGUUUAGAGCUGGUAUUUUGAAAUGCUUGUAAAUAGUACUUUGUUUUAAAUUUUGUAAAAUAAAUUUUUUUAAACAAG
Messenger RNA from Meleagris gallopavo (turkey), 2273 nucleotides. It is a transcript of the gene CNOT8, whose product is annotated as CCR4-NOT transcription complex subunit 8. Gene Ontology annotation, molecular function: poly(A)-specific ribonuclease activity; nucleic acid binding. The record is from RefSeq and is a predicted model, not a curated record. NCBI's taxonomy places the organism in Eukaryota, Metazoa, Chordata, Aves, Galliformes, Phasianidae. Gene Ontology annotation, cellular component: CCR4-NOT complex.